UAUGGGAAAGUGGGAUAUGUUACGAAUUUUUGUACCACAUUCUCCGCUUGAGGUGGAUUUUCCAUGUUUGCUCUAGUUUCUGAUGAACACCUGAACAUACUGCUGUUUGGGUUGGCACAGAGGCUGCACAGCACUCUUUCCACAUCACUGAAAGAAGGGAAGCUGGGGACCUUGGAAGACGGCUUGCCAUCCUGCCAGGACAGGCAGCCGGCGAGACUCGCCACGGCUCGGAAGGAUGGCCUGAGUCAGGGUUGUCUCUUCUAUGCAUGCGACAGACCCAAAGCCGAGCAGUGGCUGGAGGUGAUGCCAGGCCGGGCCACACAGGAAGCAUCUCCACCCAGUGUGGUUUUGAGUGGUGUGAAGGGCAUCGGCUCCUACUUGCGCAGUCAGAAGGUCCCGGUCUACGAGGAGUGCCAGCUUUUGGUCAGAAAAGGAUUUGAUUUUCAGAGAAAACAGUAUGGCAAACUAAAGAAGUUUACUACUAUAAAUCCUGAAUAUCACAGUGAACCCAAAAGCAAACUAUAUCUUAAGCUGAGUCGGAGGGAAAGUUCUUCAACCUAUAGCAAAGGUGAUCUCUGGGUGAUUUCAAAAACCCUGGACUUUGAACUAGACACGUUCAUUGGAUGCAGCACUUUCUUCGGCCCAUCUUCUGCCAACGAGGUGGAGAUCCUGCCUCUGAAAGGCUACUUCCCAUCCCGCUGGCCCACCGACGUUGUAGUCCACGCACUGUGGGUCUGUAACGCCAGCAGCGAGCUGACCAUGCUGAAAAACCUCCAGGAGCACCUCCACCCGGGAACGCUGCCCCUCACACCCCACCUGUUAGCAAUGCCUGCGUCUCCGUCUCCGACAGCGCGGCACCCCACCCCGCCGGCCCCCCUCCGCCCGGAGCGCGCGCUGCCCGGCCUGGGCCUCGCGCUGCGGAUGGCGGACGAGACCGCCCGCGCGCACAGGCUGAACGCGGACCAGGCGGCGGCGCUGGCUCGGGUGGCCCGGAUGCUGGCGGCGCGCGCAGGCGCCGAGGAGCCGGGCGCCCUGCCCGUCACCGUCGUCAGUGGUGUUUUUGGUGCGGGCAAGAGCUUUUUGCUGGCGGUGGUGGUUUUGUUCUUCGUACGCCUGUUUGAACAGAGCAACACUCCUGCUGUAGGAAAUGUACGGCCGUGGAAGCUUCUCAUUUCCUCCUCCACCAACGUUGCUGUGGACAGAGUGCUUCUGGGGCUUCUCAGUCUUGGAUUUGAAAAGUUUGUCAGGGUUGGGAGCAUUAGGAAGAUCGCCAAGCCAAUUUUGCCUUAUAGCCUGCAUGCUGGCUCAGAGAAUGAAAAGGAGCAACUGAAGGAGCUCCAGGCAUUCAUGAAAGAGGACCUGACCCCAGCAGAGAGAGUGCAUGUGAGGAGGAGCAUGGAGCAGCACAAGCUGGGCGCCACCAGGGCCCUGCUGAGGCAGGUCCGCGUGGUGGGUGUGACCUGUGCAGCUUGUUCGCUCCCCUGCAUGGACGGCCUGACCUUCCCGGUGGUCGUGCUGGACGAGUGCAGCCAGAUGACCGAGCCUACCUCGCUGCUUGCCAUCGCACGGUUUGAGUGUGAGAAGCUGAUUCUUGUUGGAGACCCCAAACAGCUGCCUCCUACGAUUCAGGGUUCUGAGGCAGCUCAUGAAAAUGGACUGGAACAGACUCUUUUUGACCGGCUUUGCUUAAUGGGUCACAAGCCAGUCCCGUUGAGAACUCAGUACCGCUGUCACCCCACCAUCAGUGCCAUCGCUAAUGAUCUGUUCUACGGAGGAGACCUGAGGGACGGCGUGUCGGAAGUGGAGAGGGGACCCUUAGUGGCCUGGCUGCCCACCCUGUGUUUCUAUAAUGUUAUAGGCCAGGAGCAGAUUGGAAGAGAAAACAGCUUUCAUAAUGUGGCCGAAGCUUCCUUUACACUCAAGCUGAUUCAAUCACUGAUCGCAAGUGGCAUUGAGGGCUCAAUGAUUGGGGUGAUAACGUUAUACAAAUCACAGAUGUACAAGCUCUGUCACUCCCUCAGUGCUGCGGACUUUGGCCACCCUGAUUUGAAAACUGUGCAGGUGUCCACAGUGGACGCUUUCCAGGGGGCAGAGAAGGAGAUCAUUAUUCUGUCCUGCGUCAGGACGAGACACGUAGGGUUCAUUGACUCAGAAACACGAGUGAAUGUUGCAUUGACCCGAGGCCGGAGGCAUCUGCUGAUUGUGGGAAAUUUAGCCUGUCUGAGGAGAAAUGGCCUGUGGGGGCGUGUGAUCCAGCACUGUGAAGGGAGGGAAGAUGGGGUGCAGCAUGCCAGCCAGUGUGAGCCACAGCUGAAUAGUCUCCUCAAAGAUUAUUUUGAAAAACAAGCAGAAGAAAAACAGAAGAAAAAGAAGGAAAAAGAGAAAUCUCAUUCACAAAAUGACAUGGUCUAGGAAUUGAUUUAUGUAAAUUCAGAUUUACUUUACAUUGUAUAUUUUUUAUAUUUUUAUUACUCCAAAACACUUGGUAUAGGAAAACACCUUUAUCCUAUGAUAUUUAAAUAAUGUACUAAAUAAAUUUAUUUUAAAAACUG
Molecule: messenger RNA, 2552 nt
Organism: Heterocephalus glaber (naked mole-rat)
Lineage: Eukaryota; Metazoa; Chordata; Mammalia; Rodentia; Bathyergidae
Source: RefSeq, a predicted model, not a curated record